This is a messenger RNA of Lucilia cuprina (Australian sheep blowfly), 1843 nucleotides long. RefSeq names its product dnaJ homolog subfamily C member 22 (gene wus). Gene Ontology annotation, cellular component: early endosome; plasma membrane. The transcript is spliced from 2 exons. The record is from RefSeq and is a predicted model, not a curated record. Gene Ontology annotation, biological process: endocytosis. Bases 382 to 1563 code for a protein of 393 amino acids. NCBI's taxonomy places the organism in Eukaryota, Metazoa, Arthropoda, Insecta, Diptera, Calliphoridae.
UUAAAGAAAGAUUGUAGUUGAAAAGCAAACCAUCAAGACAGAACAACGAAAAACAUUGAAAAAUAAAGGAAAAAAGCAAAAAUAAAGUAAUUAAAAAAGUAAUAAUACCAGACGAAGAUAAAAAUUGUUAAAUAAAACGAGUAUUUAAGAAAAUAGUUUAAUUUAAAAUAUAAAAUUAAAAAUAAAUUGUAUUAAGCCUAAACUGACGUGUCUUUAAAAAAAAGACUGAAAGAAGUACACAGUUUACUCAAGUUGUUAUUGGUGUAGAUACGUGAUUUUGUUGGCGGCUCAAGAAAGAAUACGUGAAAAGAGAAAGUAUUCAUUAAGUCAAUAAAUGUUUUAAAAAAUCUGAAGAAUUUUAACCCUACUACAAAUCACAAAAUGGCCAAAGAUAAAAUUAAAGAUCACACCCCUGUAAUGAAUGGCAAGUUACAUCAAACAAAUGGCAAAAGUCACAAAUUCGAGGCCAAUUCUAUGCCGCCCCAAAAAUCCCUAAUUACUGCCUAUGUUCUUUGGUUAUUUGGUGGUAUUUUUGGUUUACAUCACAUUUACUUGCAUCGCGAUCGUCACGCCUUUAUUUGGUGGUGCACAUUGGGCGGCUACUUUGGUGUGGGUUGGAUAUUUGAAGUCUUCAAUAUACCCAGUUAUGUGCGUGAUGCCAAUGAAGAUCCCAAAUUUAUAGAGGAAUUUGUUAAGAAAUUGCAACAUUAUCGUAAACCGCCCUAUUCGGGUAAACGUUUUUUGGGAGAAGUUAUGAUUGGUUAUCUAUUUGGUCAACUUUAUCAGAUGGCCAUACCAGAGACUUUAUUUAUGGGCAUCGACUUUAGCUUUUUACAUUGGCUGAUACCAGUAUUUGUGGCGUUAGGGGUUUGGACCGUGGGCAAUAUAGGUCGUGAAAAAGGUGUAUUGUGGCAUUGCCUUCUAGCGGCCUUUGCCUCCUAUCCAGUGCGUUAUUUCAUUUAUGAUGAAACUUAUACCCUUCUCAUAACCGCUUUGGCUGCGGGACUUAUUUUCGAUCACUUCUCCAAAGAAUGGUUGCGUACACCACCCAAAAGACGCGGUAAAUUGGAGAGAACUUUAAAAUUCACCGGUGCCCUAUGUAUUUACUUCUCCCUCUGGGGUUGUUUCCUUUAUUUCAAUGGCACCAUAUCGGAUGAAGAUGGCAAUGAAGUGCCCAUACAUGAAGCCUUCCAAAACUUUUUAGCCUCGGCCUGGUGGACCGAUAUAGCUCAGGCCUUACAAGACACCUACAACUAUGCUCAACAUCAUGGUUGGUAUGAGACCUGGAAGGAAAUAUUCGAGUCAAUGGAUGUAGAUGGUGAGCGUAAUUCCUAUAAGGUAUUAGGUGUUAGUGCCACCGCUUCUCAGUCAGAGAUCACAGCAGCCUAUCGUCGCCUCUCGAAGGAAUAUCAUCCCGAUAAGGUUAAAGAUGAAACACAAAAGGCUGCGGCCAAUCAACGUUUCAUUGAGAUACAACAGGCCUAUAGUGUCCUGUCGAAAAUUAAAUCAUCACGUCGUCGUAAGAAUACCAAAUCAGUAGAUGAUGAACCUAUAGUUUUGUAGGCGUAAAAAUGAGUGUUUGUAUUUAUUUUUGACUGAAUUCAUUUAAGUUUUUAUUCAUAUACAGUUCCCUUUUAACACGUUGAUUUACUCAUGUUUUGAAAUUAGAAUCCAGUGCACAUUUAAUCUAAGUAAAAUUUAUUUUAAAAUUAAAUUUUAUUUAUUUGUUUUUCUUCAUUUUUAGCUUUAAGUUAAACGAAUGUUAGUUUUAAGUAUGUACCUAUUACAGAAUUUUUUUAAUAAAAUUUAAGUUUAACAUUUAAUAAACAGAUUAAGUACAGUC